AUGCCGGCCGACCUUAGAAAAAAUGGGACAACGGGUUUAAAAAAUCACAUAGAGAGGAGAUGCAAGCUCUCUCCUCUCUAUCAUCAACAAGGUGAUGCAAAUCAACCUUCUUUGACAACGGAUACAAUGGGUAGUGGAUUGGUUCCUCACACAUUCAAUCAAAAAAAAUGUGAGUUAAAGGUGUUGAAGUUCAUCAUUAAGGAUGAGCAUCCUUUUAGAGUCGUUGAGGGCUCAGGUUUUAAGGAAAUGAUGAACGAGGUGCAAUCUCGUUUCAAGGUACCAAGUAGGAAGAAGGUUGCCGAGGGGGUGUGGGAGUUAUUCAUGGUUAAAAAGGCAAAGAUAAUGAGUGUGAUUGGUGAGCAAAGAGUUAGUAUUACAACCGAUACUUGGACAUCGAUCCAAAACAUAAAUUACAUGGUUGUCACGAAACACUUCAUGGAUAGUGAUUGGAACUUGAACAAAAGAAUAAUUAGUUUCACAAAGAUCACUAGUCAUAAGGGCAUUGACAUAGGAAAAACCCUAGACGCAUGUUUGACGAAUUAG
Messenger RNA from Prunus armeniaca (apricot), 543 nucleotides. The record is from the annotation of a GenBank genome assembly. Lineage: Eukaryota; Viridiplantae; Streptophyta; Magnoliopsida; Rosales; Rosaceae.